Kogia breviceps (pygmy sperm whale) is the source of this 1665-nucleotide messenger RNA. RefSeq names its product ladinin 1 (gene LAD1). Gene Ontology annotation, molecular function: structural molecule activity. The record is from RefSeq and is a predicted model, not a curated record. Lineage: Eukaryota; Metazoa; Chordata; Mammalia; Artiodactyla; Physeteridae.
UGAGCCUACCUGCCCCGGCGGCGGGCGGGGUGCGCGCGGGGCGGCGCCGGGCGGACAAGACGCACGCGGCGGGCGCGCGGGCUCCGGCGGCAUGUCAGUCAGCAGGAAGAACUGGGCCGCGCUGUCCAGCCUGGCCAGGCAGUGGACCCUGGAGGACGAGGAGGAACAGGAGCGAGAACGGCGGCGGCGACACCGGAACCUGAGCUCCACCGCGGAUGGCGAGGUGGCCCAGCCGGCCCAGGACGGAGACCCGGCGGCCCCGGCGAGACUGCCGAGCGUGGAGGAGAUGGAGGUCCCUCCGGGACCACCCCUAGACUCCGGAGGGGAGGCCGAGGACGUGCGGGCCGCCCUCAGGGCGCGGCAGGAGUGGAGGCAGAGGCAGCAGGAGGUGGAGGUGGAGGCCGUGCAGGCCCCCAUCCCAGAGCAGCUGGAGGCGGAGGAGGGGGACGGUGCGGGCACCGGGCAGGCCAGGCAGCUGCCCCUGGCGCCCGAGAAGGAGCUGGAGCUGCUGCCUCGCCGGAGGCUCAGCCGGGAGCAGCGGAGCUCCUGGGUCCGGGAGGAGGAGAGCCUGGCGGGCAGGGAGCCGGCGUGCAGCAGGCAGGGGGGCUCAGAGAAGCCCUCUGCCCCCGAGAAGACAUCAGCACCCGAAAAGAGCCUGGACUCCAAGGAAGUCUCCGCCUCCGAGAAGACCCCCAGUCCCGAGAAAGUGUCUGUGUCCCAGAAGAUCGCAGUGUUGGAGAAAAGAACCAUCUCGGGAAAGAGGUUGGUUCUGGAAAAAACAAGUGUCUUGGAGAAGCUGCCGUCCCCGGGGAAGACGUCGGACUCAGAAAAGAGACUGACGUCUGAGAAAGCAGCAGUCUUUGAGAAGACCCCGGCCCCUGAGACGCAGCUGGCCCCAGUGAGGGCGGCGGCCCCAGGGCAGCCCCAGGCCCGGGAGCAGCCAGCCUCUGCGGAGAGCCCGUCCGCCCCCAAGGGGCAGGGGCCGGCCGGCCCUGAGAAGGAACCCCCGUCCUCGGCGGGGCUGCGGGAGCGGGGCUCGCAGCGUCCGGCUGUGACUUGCCGCCUCCCACCCAUCACCCUCCAGAUGAAAAUCCCCAGCAAGGAGGAGGAGGCGGACGCACUCUCGCCCACCCAGGCCACCUACAGCAGCUCCCUGAAGCGCUCCAGCCCCAGGACCAUCUCCUUUCGGAUGAGCCCCCGGAGAGAGCGCUCAGAGGCGGCCUUAACCCGCAGCAUCAGCGUGAGGCUCCCGGGCAGCUCCUCCACACUCGGCCAGAAGCUGGAGAGAUACCGCUCCGCUGUGCAGAGAUCAGAGUCAGGCAGGUCUCCGGGCCCCCCCCGCGCUGAGCUCUCGGUGGCCCCCGUGGACGUCGCCGGCAAGCGCCAUCUCUUUGAGAGGGAGCUGGUGGGUCCGGGCCGAGAAGGACCAGCCUCCAGCCGGAAGCUCUCUUUGCAGGAGGACUGGCGGCUCUCGGGGGUUGUGACGUCAAGGCUCAACUUGUGGAUAGGCAGGACCCAGGCGUCAGGAGAUCAGGGCCCGCAGGAGGUGCAGAAAGAGUCGGUAUCUGCCAGGAGGGUCCCGUGCUGGACGAAAGCAGACUCCUCCCUGGAUGCCGAGGUGUGAGAAGCCUGGUCUCGAGGCUUAGCAGGCACGCCUCUGCCUCG